AUGGGCGCACAGCUUUGCUCUGAAUUUGCAGAGGCACACACCAUGUCUUCUUCACGCCUUCACCCCUACCCAGAGAUACGCGAAGUUGCAAAGGCAGUUGGAAACGCACUUGCUCAUGCUGUUGCGGGCCUCACCUUCGAGGUUGAGGCAAGAACCAACCAUACAACUUACAAGGCAAAAAGGCCUGUAGAGGUCGAGAUCCUUGCACCGCCUGUCCUAUUCAAAGAACCCUCUGAUCAAGAGACCGAGUUGAUCACAGUCGAAGGCACCAAUGUUUUGAAGUCAGCCUUGCUUCUAAAUGCAAAAUGUGGUUCAUUCUCUGAGCGACCGACGACGGAGAAGAGAAGGACCGAUGCUCAGGACAUUCAUUUCCUCCUUCGUUUCUGCGCCAGUCACCCGGAACAUCUUCCAAAGGCCAACGAAGUUCCCAGAGCAGCGAAGGAGUUUGUUGAAGAGCUCAUCCAGGACUUUGGAUCCCCAGAUGCUUGGGUUGGAGCUGGUUAUAACUUCGAGACGGGCCAUUUUGACAGAAAUUAG
This is a messenger RNA of Aspergillus affinis, 537 nucleotides long. RefSeq lists its product as uncharacterized. The transcript is spliced from 4 exons. The record is from RefSeq and is a predicted model, not a curated record. NCBI's taxonomy places the organism in Eukaryota, Fungi, Ascomycota, Eurotiomycetes, Eurotiales, Aspergillaceae. Bases 1 to 537 code for a protein of 178 amino acids.